GCGCAUUAAAAGACCGUUGAUUUACAAAAAGCAAGAUUCAAUAAAUUAGUUUUCAUGUAAUCAAGUACAGCUACAAUCUAUAAAUACAAAGGUGUCUGAUACAAAUAAGAUUGAACAUCGCUUCUGAAUUUCUUUUUUAAUGUACUGAAAUAGUGGUUUAACGUGUAUAUAUUUUCGAUUUAAUGUUGAAAAUCAUUAGUGAUUUAAUUGCCAUUUACCAUUUUUAACAUUAAAAAAUCUGUAGAGAAAAGCAUAAUUUGAACUCGAUGUUAUUCUAUAUUUUAUUUACAUAUAUUUCAAAUUUAUUGUUUGUAAAACUUUAUAUCUGUGAAUGAAAACAUUGUCAAAAUAAAAUAAUGCCGAACAGAGUAUACAUUUUCCUCUAGAUGAAAAUGAUGAUAUCAAGCUAUCAAAAUGAUCAUCAAUUAUAAACAUUUAGCAAAAAGCAAUGUCCUUACUGUUUAUUGUUUAUUUAUUUGGUAUAUAACUUUAAGGUAGAAAAAUUAUUGUUGUGAAUCAGAAAUGAAUAUUUUAAGUGCACCUUCGGGUACUCUCUUUACUUAAACUUAGCUUCUGUCAUUGCAACGGUUGUUAAAAUAGAUGAAUAAACCCCAUCUCCUACCACCAGUCGUAAAAAUUCUUUUAAUGAUAAAGAAUAUCAAAUUUUAUGACUGUAUUUUAUUCAGAGUGAUAAACACAAAGAAGUAAUGGUAGCUCCACACCCACUGAUUGGACAAGUUUAUAACUCGCCAUGUAAAUAAGUCUGAUUUACAAUAAUUUCCCUUUACAUGAAAUUGUUUUAAAUCUACAAUUUGAUUAACAUUAAAAGAUUUUCCGUACAGCUACCGUUUGACUUUUCCCACUUAUUCUAAGUGUCUAAACGCAAUGGAGCCAUUUGGAUGUUUGUUUUUGUCUUAAGCGGUCUUGUUUGGUUCUUCACGAACCUCCUUAAGCUCUCUUCACACCCGCUUAUGUCAACAAUAUUGUUUGCCUUGCCACUGUCACCCAGUUUGAGGAAGAUUCGGAGUCUAUCAUCACUGGUGCACCGCGUCUAGAAAACUCUUCGUUCACGACCUUCAAGGACACCCCUUGUCCAGAGUACAUGAUGUCACAUCCGGUUUUGUCGCCACAGUUGUUGACAGCGUCACCAUAUCAUAUUCCAAAACCAUGGCAUCGACAAUCAAUUUCCCCUGCUGACGUUUACUCCGAUGUAAAUUACCACAUGCCCUUGUCAGUUCUUCCAUAUCCAUCAUAUGUGACUUUCAACUCGCUCUCUCUGAACCAGUGGAAUUACUCGCCAAUGAUGUCACUGAUGAAGACUAGUGACGCAAUGGAAGCGAAACAUUCCCCAUCAAGUCCAGUCUCUAGCAUAGGGAUAAAGAGAGAGGAAUCUAAGAAGCCUCGUUUUGAUUUUGCCAACCUUGCAAAAUCAGCCACAGAAAAAGACGAUGACGGUACGAGCAAGGCAGAAGAUAAAAGCAAGGAACAGGAGGCCAAAAUCAUAAGCAGUGUCAUCAUAAAUUCGGGGUCUCUCAGGUAUAACCCGAUGACCAGUAGUUUCUCUCCUGUUUGUAACCUACCACCGCGAGUGUUUGCCCCUGUCAAGAGACCACGUGGACGAGGACCCGCUCGAACUAAAAAGGAAUUCAUCUGCAAAUACUGCGGACGACAUUUUACCAAGUCAUACAACCUUCUCAUUCACGAACGAACGCACACAGACGAACGUCCCUACCCCUGUGAAAUAUGUGGGAAGGCUUUCCGGCGACAAGACCACCUCAGAGACCAUAGGUAUAUCCACUCUAAGGAAAAACCCUUUAAAUGCAUGGAAUGUGGAAAAGGCUUCUGUCAGUCCCGAACUCUAGCUGUUCACAAAACACUUCACAUGCAGCAACAAUCGGGUCAAGUCAAACCCAGUAAAAGGGAGACCGUGUUGAAAGAAAAUCCCUCCAUUCAACGAUGAAAGACUUGUGGUAUCCAUCAAGGGCGGAUAACCUCAUACUGGAGCUGAAUGCCAGUCCCGGAAUUGGUGCUAAUGUCUUUAGGACCUUCGAUUCCAAGGAACUACGACACUCUCCGAGUGACAAACCGCGGCCGAGUGCAAUAUGUUAUUUUACAACUUUAGCUGCUGAGAAGAACAUGAUAGAAAUUUAAUAAAAAUGAUAAUUAUUA
Messenger RNA from Ostrea edulis (European flat oyster), 2169 nucleotides. RefSeq names its product protein odd-skipped-related 1-like. The transcript is spliced from 6 exons. The record is from RefSeq and is a predicted model, not a curated record. Gene Ontology annotation, biological process: embryo development; regulation of transcription by RNA polymerase II. The coding region runs from base 1103 to 1960 and encodes 285 amino acids. NCBI's taxonomy places the organism in Eukaryota, Metazoa, Mollusca, Bivalvia, Ostreida, Ostreidae. Gene Ontology annotation, molecular function: RNA polymerase II transcription regulatory region sequence-specific DNA binding; DNA-binding transcription factor activity, RNA polymerase II-specific. Gene Ontology annotation, cellular component: nucleus.